Molecule: messenger RNA, 408 nt
Organism: Lactuca saligna
Lineage: Eukaryota; Viridiplantae; Streptophyta; Magnoliopsida; Asterales; Asteraceae
Source: the annotation of a GenBank genome assembly
AUGGUGGCUGUUGAUUUAAAUAGGUCGCAAGACGAGAUUAGUUUGGCUAAUCUGGCUUUAAACAAGAUCCAAAGAUGUGCGAUAGAUCAACUGAUCGACCCAGUUUUAGGAUCCGGUUCAGAUCCUGAAGUCAUGAGGAUGGUUACAUCAGUAGCAGAGUUGGCGUUUCAGUGUUUACAGUUUUAUUCAGAAAUGAGGCCUACAAUGAAUGAGGUAUUGGACGUGUUGGAGAAUAUUCAAGCCCAUGGGAGAAUAGAUGCUGAAGAGUCGAAAACCCUAAAACCGCCACCUCGGUCGGAAAACACUGAUACGACGGUUUUGUUGAAAAACUUCCCGCCUUCGCCGGUGUCCGUUACUGGUGAAUGGCAUAGCGAUAGCACUGGAUCAACUACACUAAGCAUCAGAUAG